AACCGCUUCGGGUUGCGAUUUCUUACCCACGAGUCGAUUGACCGAGGUGGUUCUAUGAGAAUUCAAUUCGGCUGUACAUCCUGUACAUUUCUACCUUUUUUGUUUCAUGAAUCCGUGCAUGCCAGAUCUCUGCGCGGCGUUUGAUAUUUGCAUUUACCGCGCGAUGUAAAUAUAGGGGGUCUAUUUGCAAUUAUCCGACGAAUCUAAUUCCGACCGAGGUACCACAAUGAUGCCGACUAUGCCACCCGACUCACAUAAGAUAUCAUUGAAGAUCAUAGAGGCGAUCAGACAACACCCGGUACUAUAUGUUUCAGAAGUCAAAGGACCUACCGUGAAGCUGCAAGAUUUCAGGCAGAAAGUCUGGAAACAUAUCUCGGAUGAGCUGGGAUUGGAUCCUGGAUGGGUGAGACUCCGAUGGAAAAAUCUGAGAGACACGUAUUGCCGUAUUUUAAAGUAUAAGGUUAAAUCGGAUAAGGGAGUACGGCGAAAGAAGUGGAUCUUUGAGGAUCACUUGAGCUUCCUCAAGUUUCCGUCUGAGUGCGUGGAAUUAACGGAGGAGUAUAUUCAGCGCAUUAAUGACGGUGGGAUAAGUUCCGAGGGCCUGUUGGAACAACUAGAGGACAGGAACGACGAGGACUACAAUGAUUAUUUGGAAGUGUUGGAAGAGACGACCGCGGAUCCAGUGGCCAAUCCCUUGGAAAAAGACGAUCAGCAAUAUUCGUUGCAACUCUCUGAGAACGAUUCCAAUCGUGUGCAGGAUAACGACGUGGACGCCUAUGCUCAGCAGAUUCAGUCCAAGUAUAGAAAAAUAAGACCCAAAAGGGCGAAGUUGGAGCAGAAAGCACCUCUGAUCGAGGGGACGUCCGUGCUCAAGAGUCCUUGCCUCAAGUCCAGCCCUAAUUUGCCCAUUGCCGAUGGUUCCAUGAUCGGAAAUCAAAUUUUCGUGACGAGUUCCACGCUUUUGUCCGCCACAUCCUCACCCAUUAAAGCUGGUAAUGAUAAGACAGGCGAUUCGAGCCUAGAUUCGAAUCAAACGUUCGCAUCGACCGAAAGUAAAAGCAGUAUCGAGCUGUUCUUCGAGAGUAUGGCUCAAACCGUUAAACGAUUACCUCCCAAGGCACAAGCCGAUGUGAAGAUGAACAUUUGCAAAAUCGUGACCGAGGCUGAAGUCAAGUAUUCCGUGCAGAAUAUGACGCAAGGUACUCAACAGUUCAUUGCACCUCCUGGUAUGAUACCGAAGUUAGUUCUGAUACCUUGUAAUAUGAUUGACAAUCAGAGUAAUAAGGGUUGACAGUACCUCGUGAUAAAUGUAAAGUUGAGUCCUAUUUGUUAUAAAGUGCGAGGAAUGAGUCCUUUCGUCGCGUUAUAUCCUGUUUGUACAUGGAAGUGAUACCGAAACGUGCUCAUGUGACACUAAUCGACAGGAUGACUGUGGCAUAAAAAAAAAAGUGACAGAAAAAACGAUGCAGAGAUGAAAGAAACAGAAAUAAAAUAUACGUUUAAUAUUAA
Molecule: messenger RNA, 1509 nt
Organism: Orussus abietinus
Lineage: Eukaryota; Metazoa; Arthropoda; Insecta; Hymenoptera; Orussidae
Exons: 4
Coding region: 227-1291 (354 amino acids)
Biological process (GO): regulation of transcription by RNA polymerase II
Cellular component (GO): transcription regulator complex; nucleus
Molecular function (GO): DNA binding
Source: RefSeq, a predicted model, not a curated record